AACUCAUCUUCUUUCCACCUGAUCCAAAAUGCCUUCUCUUCGUCUCGGAAACAUCGCCCCCGACUUUGAGGCUGAGACCACCGCUGGAAAGAUUAAGUUCCACGACUGGAUCGGCGACUCCUGGGCCAUCCUCUUCUCCCACCCGGGAGACUUUACCCCGGUUUGCACUACCGAGCUCGGUGAAGUUGCUCGUCGCGCAGAUGACUUCGCCAAGCGCAAUGUCAAAGUCAUUGGUAUCUCUGCCAACGGCCUUAGCGACCACGAAAAGUGGGUUGAGGACAUUGAGGAAUUUGGUGCCCGUUACGGUCCUACGAACGUGAAGUUCCCCAUCAUUGCCGAUGAGGAUCGCAAGAUCUCCGUCCUCUACGACAUGCUCGACGAGCAAGAUGCCACCAACCGGGACGGCAAGGGCCUUCCCUUCACCAUCCGCACCGUCUUCGUCAUAGACCCUAAGAAAGUCAUCCGUCUGAUGAUCGCCUACCCCGCUUCAACUGGCCGCAACUUCGACGAGGUCCUCCGUGUCGUUGACUCUCUCCAGCUUGGCGACAAGCACCGUAUCACCACCCCUGUGAACUGGAGCAAGGGUGAGGACGUCAUUGUUCACCCCACCGUCAACAACGACGAGGCAAAGGUUCUCUUCCCCGAGGUCACCUUCCACAAGCAACCUUACCUUCGUACCACUCCCCUCAGCGGAUAAAUUAUAUAGUUAAUGAAUUUAUAUAUGUAACUCAGUGUAUUCUCCAGUGGCACCAAUAGCAUUUUUAUGAGAGCAAAAUUGAUAAUAUAAACAUGCAGAGAUGUGUCUAGGCGCGUUGUUAACUGGUACUGAGCGCUGAGCGUCCAUAACGUAUAGCAGUCAACAUCUUCAUACAUACCUUACAUAAGUCUGCACUCCAUCC
This is a messenger RNA of Coniophora puteana RWD-64-598 SS2, 899 nucleotides long. RefSeq names its product 1-Cys peroxiredoxin. The transcript is spliced from 4 exons. The record is from RefSeq and is a predicted model, not a curated record. Bases 29 to 697 code for a protein of 222 amino acids. Lineage: Eukaryota; Fungi; Basidiomycota; Agaricomycetes; Boletales; Coniophoraceae. Gene Ontology annotation, cellular component: cytosol; mitochondrion. Gene Ontology annotation, biological process: cellular oxidant detoxification; cell redox homeostasis. Gene Ontology annotation, molecular function: peroxiredoxin activity.